AUGUUAAGCGUUGCUGCAUUUUCAUCUUCUGAAGAUGAAGAAUAUACCACAACCGAAAUGAAUGGUAUUCGGAGACAAUUAUGGGAACAGUCCAACAUAUUUACCAUGCCAAAUUCCAAAUUUGUAAGUUACUUUAGAAUAAAUAAAGAGGGCUUUAAAUAUGUUCUGGACAAAAUUGCAUUUAAACUAAAAGAACCGACAAGGUCAAUAUGUGUGCCAAAUAUGUUGAAGCUUGCAGCAACAAUGCGGAUACUCGCUGAGGGUAGUUACCAAAAAGGUGCUGGUAAUGACUACAACAUUAGUAUGUGCCAGUCUUCAGUUAGCAAUGCAUUCCAAGAGUGCAUAGAUGCUAUGUACAACGUACUUUGCUCAGAAUGGAUUUCCUUUCCAACGGAGGAAAAUGAAAAAGACGAGAUCAAAAAAUUUUUUUACAAUAAAACUGGGUUUCCAGGUUUAAUAGGAUACAUAGAUGGAACCCAUAUAAAUAUAAUCUCACCAGAAAAGGAAGUACAAUUUAAAUACAGAAACAGAAAAGGUUUCUACAGUCUUAAUGCAACAGUGGUAUGUGAUCAUAAGCUCCGAAUAAGAUAUAUAUCAUCUCAUCUUCAGGGAUCUGUUCACGACUCCUUAGUAUGGAACACCAGUUACUUAAAACAAUUUUUAAGAGAUCAAUAUGAUAAUGGAGAAAGAAAUACUUCGUUAUUAGGAGACGCAGGGUACCCCUUAGAACAAUUUUUGAUAACGCCAUUCCGAUCUACUGUAGAAGGUUCUUCAGAAAGUCGUUUUAACUAUAUACAUGCAAGAACUAGAAAUAUUGUUGAACGAACUAUUGGUGUUCUAAAAAAUAGAUUCCGGUGCAUACUAGGCGCAAGACAGUUGCAUUACACACCAGAUACGGCUGCUAAAAUUACAUCUGUUUGUGCAGCUUUACAAAACAUUUGA
Calliphora vicina (urban bluebottle blowfly) is the source of this 942-nucleotide messenger RNA. Its product is annotated as putative nuclease HARBI1. Bases 1 to 942 code for a protein of 313 amino acids. The record is from RefSeq and is a predicted model, not a curated record. The transcript has 4 exons. NCBI's taxonomy places the organism in Eukaryota, Metazoa, Arthropoda, Insecta, Diptera, Calliphoridae.